Molecule: messenger RNA, 1310 nt
Organism: Caenorhabditis auriculariae
Lineage: Eukaryota; Metazoa; Nematoda; Chromadorea; Rhabditida; Rhabditidae
Source: the annotation of a GenBank genome assembly
AUGUUUAUUAUCAUAGACUUGAGUGAUCACGAAAAUAAAUCUCAUGACUCCGUCAAAUUUAAAUUCCAAGCUCAGGUAUGCUUUCAAUUUAUACACUAAAUACAAUUCAUUGUUUUAGGACACAAUCGAGCUGCUCCAGGAUAAAAUUUCCUCUAGUUUUCGAAUUGCGCAAGAUUGUCAACGAAUAUUUGACAGCAAUGGUAGUCGCAUCGAUUUGGUAUCUGGUACAUUGGAGAAAGCAGGACUUCGAGAUAAUGAAACGUUGGUACUGGUUAGUUAUUUUGACAUGUAAUUCUGAUAUUUUUAAAAGCGUGAAUAAUUGUAUUAAAAUAAACUUUAAUGUGAAUAAUUCCAGAAGCACGCUGCACUUAAACAUUGGGUUAAUUUUCUAUCCCAUUGUAAUGUUGUCAACGAUACACAGGCAAACAGAAAUGAUCGAAAAGCAUCUGCUUAUUUGGCUAUUGAUUUGUCGGCACAAUUGGAAAGUUCAAAAUUUUUGUUGGCUUAUUCGGAUUUUGGCACAACAUGGGUGCAAAAGCGUGGCCAAGCGAUGAGGUUUGUUAAUAUCUAUUUAAAUUUUAGAAACUUUCUUAAAAUAAAACUAAAUAUUAAAAAGGUAUGCAAGAUACCUCAUUUUUUUUAUACUAUAUUUUCUAUUUUUAUUAAUAAGCUAAAAAGCAAACUUAAAUUCAGCUAUUUUAUUAUUACAAGUUUGUCAAAUUUUUUUAAUUUAAUUUUUUUAAUCUAUUUAAUUUACACAUCUUUUAUUAAAAAAACUAGUAGAUUGUAGAAAGAGUUUUAAGACGUUUUAAAUUUCAGAUUAAUCGAUCGACUUCUGCCCGCCUUUAAAGAGAGUGCGAAAGCAUUUUUUGCCAGUCUAGAUCCUGAAUCAACUGUCGAAUUUGAACCUAAGACUGUUGGAAUCAUGUCGGGAACAAUAGCAAAAGUUAUGAAUGGAGAUACACUGACACGCUACUAUUUGAAAACAUAUCAUCGAUCUGCGACAGCUAAAGUCAUAAGCACGUCAGAUCGAUUCCCACCAGAUCUGAUCGAAACCUUCGUUUAUCGGUUUUUGAACUACAUUGAUACUGGACCAAUUGUCUAUUUCCCGUAUUACUCAAAGUCAAUCUACAUUUAUUUUAUCAUGACUAAACAAGUAGAUGGUUUUCAAGAAUUGGAACAGGUCAAAGACGCAGAAUUGCAGAUCAAAAUUGUUGUGGAGGUAAUGUUUAUUUAAAAAUUCAAAAAUAUAUAUCCUAAUAAAACUCAUUUUAGGCCUACAUACUCCGGCUGAUUCUUGGAAUUACUGA